UGUAUUAAUUUAUUACUAACCUAUCUUUUCAUGUUUUGUAUGGGGAUAUUCUCCUAGACAUUCAUUCAUAUUCAAUGCAUAGGAAUAAAAUGACACUUUUACCUUUUUUAUAUUAUUAUCAUGUUUUAGGUACAAAAUUUCCAGGUGAUUAAUCUCCACUAUCCAUGAAGCACAUACUAAAGUAUAUUUUCCACUCUAACCUAAUAAGCCGUGAGGAAAAAAUAACACCACCACUCCAAAAAAACCUCCAUCGAAACCCACCACCACAACACCAAGAUCACACAGAGACCUUCGGAUUCGCGCCGAACCACCACAUCCACCGAAAAACAACGACCCAAAAAAGAGCCCAACAACACCAGGAUCCGAACUAGAAGGGCCCAGAUCCGCAGCAACCACCUUCGUUUUCCGGCGCAGAGAGGAACAGAAACACGAGAAACAAAAAGCUCGGUGAUCGACGGCGGUUGAGUGAAAGGGCGUUGGGGAACGUGGUGGUGUGGAGAAUCCCUCAAAAACCUUAACUUGUCAUCAUUUUCUUGACUUAACCUAACCUUAACGUGGUGGUGUGGAGAAUCCCUCAAAGACACAGAAUCUCUCUCAAACAAUUUGUUGGCAGGCAAAGAAAAGAAAACAACAACAAUGUCAUCGUCCAGUCAACCAAAUAGAAGAAGAAAAACAUCAGUUGCUGCUGCUGAUUUAUAUUUUCCUGUUGACUGUUGGGAAUGUAUCAUCACUUUCCUCAAAGAUGAUAAUCGCUGUUUGGAAUCUCUCUCCCUCGUCUCCAAAGAGCUUCACACUAUCACCAACAGUCUCCGAUUCUCUCUCACAAUCUGUGAUCAAACCAUCCCUUUUCUUCCUUUUCUCUACCGCAGGUUCACCAACCUCACCUCCCUCAACCUCUCGCGCUUAAGCAGUAGCCUCAGUAACCUCAACAGGCUUCUCCGCCAAAUCUCUCGUUUCCGAUUGAAACUAACAUCACUCAAUCUAUCAAAUCAAGAAGGUAUUCCCACAAAUGGGUUGCUAGCUUUUUCCAAAAAGAUUACAACUCUGACCUCUCUCAUUUGUUCCCAUAUGAGAUGUAUCUAUCGCACUGAAAUUUUCCUCAUUGCCAAUUGUUUCCCUUUACUCGAAGUCCUUGACAUCAGUGACCCAGUGUCCUUCAAAGAUAAUCAGGAGGUAGAGAAUCUUUCAUUCACACUUUUUAAACUCCGCAAGGUUAAUCUCUCUGGUCUGGAUGGCAUUGCCAAAUUGCUUUUCCACUUGUCCAAAAAUUGUCCGCUUCUCGAAGAAGUCAUCCUGUUGAGAUAUUAUGACUUAGCCUUUGAUGGUGGUGGUGUUGCUUCUGCUCUCUGCGAGGCACCAAGAUUGACGUCUUUAUCCUUUUCCACUGGUUUCGGACUGGCAUACGGUGAAUCUUACAUUACUUCACAAUUCAUUGCCUCCAUAGUGAGUUUGAAGUAUUUGACUUCUCUUGAUUUGUUAUGUUCAAAGAUUUCCGAUGAAUUGCUCUCCUCUAUUGCAAACGAAGGUCUACCUUUGAUGAGACUUGUUCUCCAAAAUUGCGCCCGCUAUAGUUAUUCUGGAAUCUUUGAUUUGUUAUCCAAGUGUCGACAUAUUCGACAUUUGGAUCUUCAAGGUGCUGUUUUUCUGACCGAUAAACAUGUUGUGGAUCUGUCUUUGUUUCUGGGUGAUUUGGUAUAUAUAAACUUGACUCGUUGUUCGUUACUCACAAUAUCAGCCUUCUUUGCACUCAUUAAUAGUUGUCCUUCACUUAGUGAUAUCAAAAUGGAAUACACUGGGAAAAAUAGUCUAGAGAAUUCCGAAUCUUUGAUGGAUUUUACUCGCCCUCAAUUAAAGUAUCUCCGUUUGGCUGGCAAUCCAUGGUUAACAGAUGAAAACAUCACAAUGCUUGCUUCGAUUUCCCCCAAUUUACAGUUGCUCGAUUUGACCAAUUGCCCGUGCAUAGAAGAAGGUAUUUCUCAAGUUUUAAGGAUGUGUUGUAACAUUCGACGUUUGAACUUAUCCUACUGUUCAAAAGUAAAGCUACUUGAAAUGAACUUUGAAGUUCCCAAAUUGGAGGUGUUGAACUUGUCAUAUACAAAUGUUGAUAAUGAAACACUUUAUGUGAUCUCAACGAGUUGCCGUGGGCUUUUGCAACUAUCACUGGAAGGCUGUACUAAAGUCACAGAAAUGGGAUUGAAGCAAAUGCUAGAAAACUUCAGGGCAACUCAGAUUGAAGCAUGUGUCUCGAUCGUAUUUUGAAGUCCAUCAUUGAGAAAGAAAACAAGUUGUUUUGUUCUUCAUGGAUGUAUGGUUUGCUAGCAUUAUUAUUAUUUAUUAAAGUGUUAUCCUGUUGUUUUUAUUUUCAGAUUUACUUCUCUAUGAAUCAACUUAUGUUAUUUCGUUUUACCUGCUUAAUAGCAUUGUUUGCUGUGUUCUUAAUCUUAUAUGACUUCCUAAAAUCUGGAAUUUAACUAUCAGCAAUUACAUAGUCUGGCUUUAGUUUCAGUGGAUUUGAGAUAAUAAGAAACUUCCCUUUUUAUAUUGUUGUUAAUUGAGUAGAACUUAUGCCUUUAGUUCUUAUUACAUUAUUGGUUUUUAGUUUGACCCUCAAACUUUGAGAGCACUAAGAAUCUUGUAGAUUUUCUACAUUAUUGGUUUUUAUAUUGUUCGAUACUGUUCAUUAGGUAUGUUAUUUGUAGAUUUUCUAGUAAUUUUCAAACACACUGCAUUUGUCAUGUGAUGCCAACAAUACUGCAGCUGCAUCAAUUGAUUUUAUUAGUCCACAACGUAAAAAUACAGGUUAUGCAUUAGGGAAGGGAGGAGACACAAGUUAUUUGGAAAUGUUAUUACAAACUUUUCUCUAUGUUUUGUAUACCAAUAUAAAGGUUGCAACACUGUUUAUCUUGUUAUGGAAGCUUGAAACCAAAAUGUUAUGUUUGUUAGUUACUGUCAUAUGUAUCAUUAUAAGUGCUACUCAUUGUAACGAUGGUUUCGUCGUAUAUUGGAUGUAAAUGUUGUGUGUGUUGGAUCAAUAUAGAAAAAACUUUGGCAGCAGUGUGCGUCAAAUGAGAAGCUACUAUUAGAAGCUUCUUCAUGAUAAGAA
Trifolium pratense (red clover) is the source of this 3103-nucleotide messenger RNA. Its product is annotated as F-box protein At-B-like. Gene Ontology annotation, biological process: SCF-dependent proteasomal ubiquitin-dependent protein catabolic process. Lineage: Eukaryota; Viridiplantae; Streptophyta; Magnoliopsida; Fabales; Fabaceae. Bases 637 to 2259 code for a protein of 540 amino acids. The transcript has 2 exons. Gene Ontology annotation, cellular component: SCF ubiquitin ligase complex. The record is from RefSeq and is a predicted model, not a curated record.